AAACAUCACAUUCGCCAGGCACACUGCAACUGCAUGUGUAGACACACAAUAACCAAUAAGCAUAAGGCUGUGGGAUGCUGCAAAUGGAUGUAAAAUAUUUUGACAUAUCAGCACAUCUGAGGUUUUAUAAUUAUGGGGCCAGAUAUUAGUACUUUUUGUUCCAACAAUCCCUCUGUAACACCAUAUUCUGCUGUCCUCUAUAAUACAUUUAAAUAUGAAAGAUAUACAUUCUGGAUGUUGGUUUUGAGGAAAAGUAACAUUUGGUUUACUUUUCAUUCUAUGUAUAUGCCCAUCUUUUUCUAGAGUGUGAUAUGUAAUGUAAAGUAUACUAGACCAAAUAACAGAAAUAACCUCUUUUUACACUAGACCAUCACAGAGCAGCGGUGAGGUACAGAUUGAGUUGACAACUGAAAGGGCCUCCGGAAGUCAAGUUAGAUUUGAAAGCACGUUCACAGGAGCACAGGGAAAUGAGACAACAAGGGCCAGGAACACAAGACACUCGGUGCCACCUCAGGAAAUGUUGCCUUCUCCUGAGGUAGUUGACAUCGAUCCCACUGAGGAAAGUGGCUUCUCUGAUUGGAGAAUAGCACCAGAUCCCACAGAGGCAGCAAAGAUGUUUAAAGAAGACAUUUUAAGCCAGCAUGCAACUGGAAAAUCCUUGUGUCUUACUAUGGAUCUUGGAGACAGUGCAGCGGAAAGGGAAAGAGCAGUCCUUACUUUUUAUAAGAAGGCAAAUGUUGAGUGGGCUUGCCCCUUGACAUGCACACUUAAGGGAGAUCCAGCCAUUGGUGAUGGUGUGACUCGGCAUUUCUUUGCAACCAUCAUGUCAAAACUUCAGGCUGGUUUUGAGAUGAAGUUUGUGCCUGGAGGAACUCUUCUUUUUGAAAGAGAACAAGAUCAUCUGAUUCCCUCCACUUCUCAUCUCCUUUUGGAGAGUGACUUCUUUGUUGUUGCUGGCCGAAUGAUUGGACAUUCAUUCCUCCAUGAUGGGCCAUGCCUAGGUGGACUGAGCCCAGCUGUCCUGCAUGUGCUCUUUGGUGGAUCCCCAGAAGAAGCCACAAUAGAUAUUAAGGACUGUGUUGACCUUGAUAUCCGUGAGACAAUCAAGUUGCUGGAGGGAACAGCAGAGUUAUCAUCAGAAGAAAAAAAGCUCAUCAAUGAGUUGGCACUGUCCUGGGAUUUGCCUCUAGUCACAUGUGACAACAGGAGAUGGCUAUUUGAUAAACUGAUCCUCCAUGCUGUCCUUGGAAGAACCUCCAGACAAGUCAAGCAGUUACGAAGGGGUUUAAAAGAGACACUGAUCUGGCCUCUGCUGACGGAGAGGAAAGACACGAUUCCCCUUCUCUUUCCAAGAGCAUCUGAUUUGCAGUGCACACCACGGAUGGUGUUGGAGAAGAUAAACUGGCCCACACAGGAUGAGGAUGAAGACAGUGAAGUCUCUUUGGAGGAUUCCUGUAGGCUCACAGGAUUCCUGCGCACAUUUAUUGAGAUGGCAUCUCCCGUUAUCCUUGGGAAACUUGUGCAGUUCUGGAUAGGAUGGAAUGUGCUUCCUAGACAUGGCCUGGAUGUGACCGUGGUGGAGAGCAACUUCCCCAGCUCUUCCACAUGCUUUCACCAGCUGAAACUUCCAGGACAUUACAAAGAGUACUGUAUGUUUGAAAGGGACAUUCUUGCUGCUAUUUGGAGCACUGAAACUGGGUUCGGGAUGGUCUGAAGAGACGGACACACCUUAGUACUAGAUUUGUUGUCUUUUGUUUGGCCGGCCAAAAAUGUAUGUUUUCAGAGAGGAAAAAAAACUCAGUUAAUGCCUAUACUCCGGCCAGUUUGUGUAACACUGAAAAUAUAUAAAGAUAAACAUGCUUUCCUUGUUAUUGCACAUAACAAAGAAAGCAUGUUUAUCUUUAUAUAUUUUCAAAGUUUUAAAUUGAUAUUCGUUACAAAAUGUUCAUUAACUGUAACAAAUGUAUAUUUCUUGAUGCAUUACAGUAAGUGUUGAUUCACAACAAGCAUAUGUUCAGUGCAACACAUGUUUCAAAUGACUACUGAACGUAACUUCAUUACCAUCUAAUUUUUAUUGUAUUAAAAUCGAAAUAUACUGAAUCUUG
Molecule: messenger RNA, 2105 nt
Organism: Gymnodraco acuticeps
Lineage: Eukaryota; Metazoa; Chordata; Actinopteri; Perciformes; Bathydraconidae
Exons: 8
Coding region: 518-1714 (398 amino acids)
Molecular function (GO): ubiquitin-protein transferase activity
Source: RefSeq, a predicted model, not a curated record